This is a messenger RNA of Poecilia latipinna (sailfin molly), 3392 nucleotides long. RefSeq names its product adhesion G-protein coupled receptor G5-like. Gene Ontology annotation, biological process: cell surface receptor signaling pathway; adenylate cyclase-activating G protein-coupled receptor signaling pathway. Gene Ontology annotation, molecular function: G protein-coupled receptor activity. Gene Ontology annotation, cellular component: plasma membrane. Bases 1369 to 3027 code for a protein of 552 amino acids. The transcript has 14 exons. The record is from RefSeq and is a predicted model, not a curated record. Lineage: Eukaryota; Metazoa; Chordata; Actinopteri; Cyprinodontiformes; Poeciliidae.
CUACAGCUCAGCAGCAGAAAUAUAAACAACUGCUGUUUUGAAUGCUUAUGAGAAAGUGGAUCCAUGACUAAAGUUUGAUUAUGGAGUCAAAUUAGAUAGGAAUCAGGAUGCAGUGUGGCUUCACUUCCCAACACUUCAUCAUCUGUGUUCCCACGUUCCUCUGUCUCCUAAAUGAGUUUAAACACUGGAAUGAUGGACUGGUGUUAAUUAGAAAACAAGGUGCAGCUGUGAGGUCAAAGGAGAAGGCAGGCUGAGGGAGAGAAAUAACACAAAGGAGUAAGAAGAAGCAGUAACAGGGAAGCUGGGGAAGCAACACAAGGACCAGACUGACCUAAAGUAAAACAGAAACAAGGCUGAAAACAGAGGAGAACAAAGGCAACCCACAGAUAACAAAUGAAUUAAACUACAAACCUAGAAAAAAAAACUAAAAAAGCCGAAGAUCCUGGCAGUCUUUGUGUGCAGGUCUUGACUAAAACCUUUCUGUUGUCGUUAUUAAUUGUUUCUUGGUUAUUUGUUGGAUCGGAACCAACACCGGCUGUUCAUCCAGCUGAGUUCAGAGACACUGCUUUGAAUCCAUUAACUAAAGCGUUCUCAGAACUCUGCUGGACCAGAUGCAUGACGUGUAAAAAAAAUACUAACAAACAAACACAAAAAAAAAAACAGGUUAGUUUUGGUUUCAUGCUAUUUGGAUAAAAGACAUCACCUUUUUGGUAGAAGCACAGACACGGCUUUGUUCUCACUGCAAAUCUCAUUUGCGUGAUCACUCAUCCCUCUUCAAAUGGGUUUCCAUCCCAUUUGUUCCAAAGAAAGCCUCAGGAAAUUGACGUAGAUCUGUGCUUUUAAGAAGUAUUACAGCAGUUUGCAUUUUAAACCCAUAAAAACCAUGGAUUGGAAAUCGUACAUUUAAACUUUGCAUUGAAGUUUUUCUUUCUGAGUUUUGGAUUUCUCAAAGGUUGUAGUGAACUGAUGAUUCUGUCUUCAGAGCUGCACAUGUGGUGGCAAAUGUUUCAAACACCAAGUCAGUUAUUGUGAACCAGACAGGAAGUGAACAUAAAGUUAAAAGUUAAAACCUCAAACCUUUUAGCAUCUUCACAAGACCAUGAUUUAGUUUUGUUAAAUAGACCAACAAAUAGUUGCUCAAAAUAAUGAGGUUAAAUAAAUGUGCAAAGCUGUCAAAAUUCUGGUAUCUGAUAGUCUUUGAUGCAAACAAUUAUCUUUACACACACAUUUUUCUUUAUUGCAAUGAUUCAGAACAGACACAUAUCUGUCUGGAAGCUUCCUGUUUUUCUCUGGAGUCUCAUUUACAUGUUAUUUUUAACUGGUUUAAAGUGAAGGUUGGUCUCCUGCUGUCACAUCAGUUGUAUCUUCAUGUUCCACCUGGUCAUGAAGCAGACGCAUUACUGCAGAAUGAGGCGUUGGACUCUCUGCUGGCUGAUCUUGUCUUUCAUGUUUCAUCACAAUGUGGAAACAAAUGGCAGUGCAGCCAAAAAACAUUCCCUAUCUCCAGGUUGUUGUAAAGCAUUAGACUAUUUAAACUGCAAACAGCCUUCUGAUCCAGAACAGAACGAUGCUGAUCAUGCAAGCUGCUGCAUGGAAACCUUCAUGUUACUACUGCAUAAUGUUCCCCAUAACGACACUGUCAAAGCCCUUGGAGUCCUACAGGAAGCUCUGGAGAAAACUGAGUUCACUAAUAAUUCAGCAGCCUUAUACCAGGACAACAUGGUGGCUUUACUGCACAGACCCACUGGUGACUUUAAAGGUCUUCACAUUUCAGCCAGUGACAAACAGGUAAUGAUAGAUUCAGAUGUUUCAAACAGCAAAUUGAGAGUUCACCUUCCAAGUGAGCUCAAUGCUGGCCAGAACAAUACUAUUGUGUUCUGCAUGAUCCAGUUACCUAAUGAGACGGCUCUGGAGCGCUCAGAUGAACUGUAUGACCGUCGGCUUAUUGGCCUGAGUGUCAGGGGCAGGAGCGUUUCAGGACUUCAGGACCGAGUCAGCUUCACCAUAAACACGGAAACAAGCAUAGAUAAAACAAUGAAGCCCCAGUGUGUGUACCUGAACACCAGAGAGAAAAACUUCCGCACUUCAGGUUGUGAGACAAAGUGGGAUCAGAAUCACAUCACCUGCUCCUGUGAUCAUCUCACAUACUUUGGUGUGCUGAUGGUGUCUGCAGAUCUCUCCCCUGAAGACGAGGUGAUCCUGUCCUACAUUUCCUACAUUGGCUGCGGCAUCUCCCUGACCGCUCUGGUCAUCGCCGUUUUGCUCUUCAUCACAGACAGAAAACUCAGAGGAGACGAUUCCAAGAAGAUCCACAUCAGUCUGGCAGUCGCUCUGAUCCUCCUCAACGUUCACUUCCUGCCCAGCCAGGCGGCCGCAGCGUCGUCCUCCACCGCGCUUUGUCGUUACGUGGCUCUUCUUCUUCACUACUCCCUGCUGGCCUCUGUGACCUGGAUGGGCUUGGAGGGCUUCCACCUCUAUAUCUUAUUGGUCAAAGUCUUCAACGUCUAUGUGAAGAGAUACCUGCUGAAACUCAGCGUGGUGGGAUGGGGUCUUCCAGCGGUCAUUGUGACAGUAGUGGUGAUCACUGACCACAACAUGUACGGUCGUGCCACACUGGACCAGUCUAGGCCUAAUGAGACCGCAGUAUGCUACAUCACCGAUGACAAAGUGAAGAUGGGAACCACACUGGGCCUGUUCAGCACGGUGUUCAUCUUUAAUGGCAUCAUGUUUGGAGGGAUCGCAAAAUGGCUAAUGUGUGACAAACUUAGCAAACAGACUGCGCCGAAUAAGAAAAGCAAAGUGAAGCGAGAAGUUUUCACCCUGCUGGUUCUGAUGGUCCUGCUGGGACUCACCUGGGGUCUGAUCUUCUUCUCAUUCGGCCAGCUGACCACUCCUGGCCUCUACGUAUUCUGCAUUAUCAACUCCUUGCAAGGUGUCUUCAUCCUCAUUUAUUUUGUCUUGUCGAUGAAGAAGAUCAAAGCAUCUGCCUUCAAGCCGAGCUCUGAAACGUUCAGCACUAAAUCCUGAAGUCACAAAGGAAAUGUUUGCACUGUUUGUACGAUAAAAAUACCUUGGAUUGUGUUUUUAAAGAAAAUAAUGUGCAUUGAAGCAUUCUUUGCAGAUGAUAUUUUCAAAAAGAUAAAAAAAAUCAUCAAAACCUUCAUUUUAAUAAUACAUCACAGUGUUUUGCACAGGAAUACCUUCAUUUUUUAAAAGUCUUCAUAUAAAUAAAUCAUAUUCAGGCUUUAUUAAUUUCUUGAAAAUAUAUAAACAUUUUUAAAACACUAGAUUAUCUAUUAGCAAGCUUGGUUGUUGAGGGCCCAGCCAGCUCUCCAGUGACAGGAUCUUCAUGAGGAGAGAUGAGGUAGAAUCAGGACCACCAGAAAGGAUGG